Molecule: messenger RNA, 4448 nt
Organism: Eucalyptus grandis
Lineage: Eukaryota; Viridiplantae; Streptophyta; Magnoliopsida; Myrtales; Myrtaceae
Product: disease resistance protein TAO1-like
Exons: 7
Coding region: 93-1508 (471 amino acids)
Source: RefSeq, a predicted model, not a curated record
UCGAAGGUUUAAAUUCAAUAUGCACGGUAGGGUCUGAAUUUCAUGGAAGUAACAAUCAUUUUCCAUCCUUAUUAACUUUGGAAUUCAAGGGCAUGCUGAUAUGGGAGGAUUGGUCUCAUUGCAUCGACACUGAAGAAGUUGGAGUUGUAUUCCCCCGUCUUGACCAUCUCGUCAUUCAGGAUUGCCCUAAGCUGAAAGCUUUGCCAGCUUUCAUUAGCCUUCCAUCUCUCAAUGAAUUAGAAUUCAAAGGUUGUAAUGAGGGGGUGCUGCAGAGUUUGGUAAGCUUGACAUCUCUAACUGCUCUAACCAUAAAUGAUGUUGUUGAACUGACUUGCUUAAAUCACGGACUCGCAAGCUCCUUGAUCAAGCUAGAGGAGUUGGAGAUUAGAGAAUGUACAAAGUUAAGAUAUUUGUGGCAAGACGGAGAUGCAAUUCGGACUCUUCGUUGUUUGAAGAGGUUAGUUGUACACAAUUGUCCGGAAUUCAUAUAUUUUGUGGCUAAAGAAGGAGAUAUAGAGCUGCCUGGUAAUCUCAAGACUAUCAAAUUGAUGAAGUGCGUCAAUUUAGAGAAGCUUCCAAGCACAAUGCACACUCUCUCCUCUCUUAGAGACUUGACGAUCUAUGAAUGUCCAAAACUCUUAUCCUUCCCAAAAACAGGUAUACCUACAUCAAUGAUAUCAUUAAAUAUCGAGUGCUGCGAGAUGUUGCGAUCUUUACUUAGAGGAUUUUUACCCACAACUCUCAAGAGACUUGGCAUUUAUGACUGCGGGGGGGUGGAGUCACUCGCGGAGAUAAAUCUAGAUCCUCUUCAGUCUCUUCAAGAGAUUCAAAUUGUGUGUUGCGAGAAUUUGAUAAGCUUACCCCAGGGUCUGCACACUCUGUCUCAGCUCACUUCCUUGGUGUUGUCUGGUUGUCCUGCUUUGGAGGUAGAGUGCUUCCCUCCUCUUCCUCCCAGUAUCUUGGAAUUUUUUCUGUAUAGCUGUCCGAAGAUAAAAUCGUUACCUAAUCAAUUGUAUCAGCUCACAUGUCUCCGAAAGCUGUCAAUUUGGAGGUGUGAGAGAUUCACGCGCUUUCCCAACGGAGGAUUGCCGCCCCAGCUAUGGGAACUUGAGGUGACUCAAUGUGAGAAUAUGAAGCAACCAGUGAGGGAGUGGCUCACCCCUCUCACCUCCCUUGGAAGGCUAAAUAUCGACGGUAGUGCGGGAGGAGUGGGAGAGGAGGAGGAUCUUGUGCUUCCGCUCCCUUCCUCUCUGCUCCAUCUCUCUAUCCAUGAUAUGGGGAAAGUGGAAAGACUGUCCAGCAGUCUCCCUCCCUCUCUACAGAACUUAUGGAUCCAGUGUUGCCUGAAGCUGAGGGAGUUGCCCCAGGAUAGCCUCCCUCCCUCCCUCGAAGAACUCCUUUUAUACAAUUGCCCAAUUCUAGAGAAGCGAUGCAAGAAAGGGACCGGCUGCUAUUGGCCCCUCAUUUGCGAAAUCCCACAAAUUACAUUAGGCAUGUAUAUAGGCUGAGGCCUGGCUCUUUCAUCAUCUAUGUCCUUCCCCUGUUGUUGUGUGCACCUCCAUCGCCACCGCUGCUUCGGCUCUCCACUCCGUCGUCGUCCUCACCUCCAUCUCCAUCUCAUGAAUAUAUUCCAAUUAAAACAGUUCUCCGAACUCCUCCGAUUCUUUCGUUCUCGCUGUGCUCCGCCUCAUUCUCCAAGAUUCUCUAAAUCUUGCUCGCCUUUCAAGUUACAUUGGAAUUCCCAUCGGUGAAGUUUGCCGGUACCAUGCCUAGAAGAAGAUGCUGCUGAAGGUGGGGACCCUGAGAUGUGAGAUUGCUUCUCAUUGUAAAGACGAAGAGGGGAGAUGCCAACUGCAGGCUCAUCUAUCAUUAGCAUCUUUGACCUUUUUGUGGGAACUCUUUCCCAUGAUGGUUCUCAAAUUACUCGCUGGGGAUAGAGCAUUUACCUGAAGUGGAAGGAAGUCGGUAUCAACUCUCUGUCUGCAUUUACUGAUGCAAAGUAAUUAUUCCCACACAAGCAAUCUUCUCAUUUCUGAGCAUACUGUGGCGCACAUUGGAAUCUAUGGGGGACACGGAUUUUAUUGCAGCUUAUCCCUCUAUUCCAUCAUUUUACUCACCAUCCAAGAUUAAGGAAUGGAUUAGUUGGUUUGAGUACAGACACAAAUAUUCCUAUUCUGCUUCAUGAAAUCAAAGAAGCAUCGCCCUGGAGUCGCUGGCUGGCAAAGUUUAAAGGACAACAAUUGGGCAAAACUAGGGGCUGUGAAAAAUGUCCCUUCCAUCAUCGUGUCCUUCUCCUUUGUUGUCUGCACCUUAAUCACCUAUGCUUCAUCUCUCCACUCCAUUGUCCUCAAUUCCAUCACCGUCUCCAUCUCACGAAGAUGUCUUAAAAUCAGAUUACAUUGGAAUUCCAUUGGUGAAUUGUGUUGGUAAGACCCAGUGACCUAUAGAAAGGUCUAUAUACCCUUCCUUCACCAUCGCCUCACUGGUAUUAAGUCUAGGAGGAGAAGAUGCUGAAGGGGACCCUGGAUGUGAGAUUGCUCCUCAUUGUAGAGACAAAGGGACAUGGCACUACGGGCUUUGUUCUUCAGAUCUGACUUUUGUGGAAGCUUUUCCAUGAUUAGUCGGUUCUCAAAUUACUCAUGGAGAUAGCAUUCACCAGAAGUGGAAGCAACUCAGUGUUAACUUUGUGUCUGCAUUUACCGAUACAAACUACUUAUUCCACACAUGCAAUCUUCUCAUUUCUGAGCAUACUGUGGUGCACAUCAAAAUCUAUGGGGGACAGAUUUAUUCCACCUCAACCCUUCCAUUCCGGCAUUUUACGCAGCAUCCAAGAUUAAAUAGUGGUUUAGUCGGUUUGAGUACAGACACAAGUGAAGGCAUUUUUGUGUCCUGGAUAGCACUCGAUGAUAUCUUUGUCUAUUGUUUAUUCUGAUAAUUAUUUAUGUUCUGCUUCAUGGAAUCAAAGAUGCAUAGCCUUGCAGUCACAGGUUGGCAAAGUUUAGAGGGUGGGUAGAUUUGUUUCCGCUAUUUCUUUUCACAGGCUGUUUGAAAGACAUGGCUAAUGAUCAUGGGGUAUAAUCAGAAUCUGGAAAGAAUCUCUUCUGACGGAUUAGCAAAUUGUCUGCAUUCUACUUGUUCAUUUCUAGCAUUGUAUCAAAGCAUAUUAAUGGUUUAAAAUUUCUCAUCUUUUAUGUUUCUUGUUAUCAUCUGCAGCUAUCUCAUUGAUGUGAUUACGUCCACAUUUUGUUGUGUGUGUCUUAAGGGAUUGGUUCUACGCAAGGGGAAUGCUGACUUAUACAUUAUAUGUACAUUUGUUUGGUCAAAUACGUUCUAUAUACAUUGCUUAGCACGUUGCUUAACAGCUUACGGUGUUUUUAGAAAGGAAUUUGUCUAACAUGCAGCAAUCAAAUCAAACAGCUUGGCCAAUCGUAUGUUCUUAUUGGUUCUUUCUUCCUGUAAUUGUGGUUUGUCUGGAAGACUUUCAGACAAGGAUUGUAAGCCUCUAUAAAAUCAUUGAAUUACAAAUAGAUUUCAAGCUUGGACAGUUAAAAGCCGCUCAUAUGCCGGCGAACUUCAGCUUAUUGUCUCUGUCAUUCGUAGUCUAUUAGUGUCCACUCUUUUUGUUUCCCAAGAAAGUUUUUGAAAUGUUCGAGCAAAAGUGUAGAGCUUUCCUUUGGAAUGGAGAUCCUUAUGCCAAAGAGGGAGCAAAAGCUAGAUGAAACACUUUUUGUCCUAAGCAGUUUGGAGGACUUGGCAUUUGAAGAUCGGAUUUGUGAAAUCUUUUUGUAGUUUAAAUUGUCUGUGGAGUAUUUUGUUGAGUUGUGGGCUCUAAGUGUUUUGCCUGGCUCUCUAGCUAUCAUCUUGACUGUAAACCAGAUGCUACGUAUGCUUGGAAGAGUUUAUUAAAAGUCAGGAACAUUUUGAAAUCCCACAUUAUACAAAUAGUGGAUAAUGGAGAUAAUAUUUCUCUUUGGUAUGAAUUCUGGCACUAUGCCGGAAUCAUUCUCGAUAAGAAUAAUUUAUGAAUCUUCUGUUCUCUUCUCUGCAGACCAAAGGAUCGACUGCAAUACGUUAACUCUCAUUGGAAAUGCCUGCUGCUAGGUCUGAAGGGUUGGUUCCCAUACAAGCUGCAAUUUGUGAAACAAGGAUGCUGAUGUUGGCUGGGACAAACUUGGGUGGUUCUUCCCUAAUGUGCCAAGAUUUAGCUUUUUUUUUUUGGGUUAGUAAUACAUGAUAAACUUCCCGCUGUCGAGAGGAUUUACAGUUGGUCUGUUGAGAGUAACUAGAUCUCUCUCUCUCUCUCUCUCUCUCUCUCUCUCUCUCUCUCUCUCUCUCUCUCUCUCUCUCGUUCUGUGAUCUACGUAUUGAAUAUUGCUCUCAUCUGUUUAUUGAGUGUAGUUUCUCCCCAAUCAAUUAUGGAGAAAGGUGCUGCAGCUUUGUUCGAUUCA